AUGGUGCGGCACCCCUAUCAAUUGCCAUACGAAGAAGUCAAUCACCUUAAUUCUGGACAGCACCUGCGCCUCUUAUACCCCAAGAGUCUCGAAGCGCAAGAGAAGGCUCUUGAGAAAAGCGCAGGAACGGCGAAACGAACAGAAACCAACACCGCGCGAAUCACCUCGAGAAUCACGAACGAUGGCCUCCAAGAAGACAAGAACGCCACCGAUCCAGGCGCAGCAAUGCUCCAAAAGGUCUUUGGAGUCUUGCGGAUCCUCAGGGACGAAUUCAGCAAGCAGCGGGAAGCGACACGGAGCAUGAUCGGCGACCAGCAAAAGACGAUUCGAGAGUUGGAACAGAAGCUUGACGAAUACAAGCAAGAGAUGCAGGAAACAAAAGCCCAGGUGGCGGAAGAGUUGAGGCAGGUCCGAGGGCAGCUCGACAGCAUCCUAAAGUGUCCUGCAAUGAUCAAUUCCACCCAAACAAGCCGUGCCCCUGCGCAAAGUAGCAACGAACAUAUUGGCAUUCACGAUAUUUAA
This is a messenger RNA of Fusarium poae, 522 nucleotides long. RefSeq lists its product as uncharacterized. The transcript is spliced from 3 exons. Lineage: Eukaryota; Fungi; Ascomycota; Sordariomycetes; Hypocreales; Nectriaceae. Bases 1 to 522 code for a protein of 173 amino acids. The record is from RefSeq and is a predicted model, not a curated record.